Zea mays is the source of this 1345-nucleotide messenger RNA. RefSeq names its product pantothenate kinase 4. Gene Ontology annotation, molecular function: ATP binding; pantothenate kinase activity. Gene Ontology annotation, cellular component: cytosol; nucleus. Lineage: Eukaryota; Viridiplantae; Streptophyta; Magnoliopsida; Poales; Poaceae. The record is from RefSeq and is marked provisional. Gene Ontology annotation, biological process: coenzyme A biosynthetic process.
AUCAUCCGCUUCUGUCAGUUCCUUUUCUAAAAGAAAAAAAUACAGUCGCAUCUCGCCUCCAGCAGGGUGAGUUCGCCUCGGCAGGGUGUGGCAUACCAUGGAGAGCUCGUCGCCGUCAGUGCCGUUCCCGCUGCUGCAGGCGCCGGUCGAGAGCACCUACCGCGCCUGCACCAUCCCCUACCGUUUCCCCUCCGACAACCCGCGCAAGGCCACCCCUGUCGAGAUCCAAUGGAUUGACCUCUUUCUCAACUCUGUCCCGUCCUUCAAACAGCGGGCGGAGAACGACCCCACCGUACCCGAUGCGCCCGCGAAAGCGGAGAAGUUCGCGCAGAGGUACACGUCAAUGCUUGAAGAGUUGAAGAAGAAUCCGGAGAGCCAUGGAGGACCACCAGAUUGCAUACUUCUUUGUAGGCUUCGUGAGCUAGUACUCAGAGAGCUGGGAUUUAGGGAUAUCUUCAAGAAGGUCAAGGAUGAGGAGAAUGCCAAGGCUAUGUCACUUUUUGAGGGAGUUAUUAAGCGGAAUGACGAAAUUGAGGAUGACGGCAAAAGAAUUGAGAACUUGGUCCGUGGAAUUUUAGCUGGAAACAUUUUUGAUCUAGGAUCUGCACAGCUUGCAGAAGUUUUUGCUAAAGAUGGCAUGUCAUUUUUGGCAAGUUGCCAGAAUCUUGUAUCUCGACCAUGGGUUAUUGAUGACCUUGAUGCUUUUAAGAGUAAAUGGACCAAGAAAUCAUGGGAAAAGGCAGUUAUUUUUGUUGAUAACUCUGGUGCUGAUAUUAUCUUGGGUAUAUUACCAUUUGCGAGGGAGUUGCUCCGACGUGGCACAAAGGUGAUACUUGCUGCUAAUGAUAUGCCUUCGAUCAACGAUGUCACGUAUCCAGAGCUUGUUGAGAUUAUAAACAAGCUCAAGGAUGCAGAUGGAAAGCUAUCAAAUGUGGACGCAUCUGGCCUCCUUGUUGCCAACUCUGGCAACGAUCUGCCUGUAAUUGAUUUGUCUAGUGUAUCACCAGAGCUUGCCUUUAUGGCAAAUGAUGCUGACCUGGUGGUGCUCGAAGGCAUGGGAAGAGCAAUUGAAACUAACCUAUAUGCGCAGAUGAAAUGUGACUCGAUCAAGAUUGGAAUGGUUAAGCAUCCUGAGGUCGCCCAAUUUUUAGGAGGAAGACUUUAUGAUUGCGUCUUCAAGUUCAAUGAGGCCUGAACUACGAGAUACAUUUGAUAACACAAUACCGGCCGCACUAGUGGUGGCUUAGUUCUCCCCAAGAUCAGCUUGUUAGGUGUUGCACUGAACAUAAUUUUGUUAGUAUCAGCAAUAAUUUCAAUCAAAAUAAGCUACGUAUAUGUGGUGGUU